AUGUGUACGAUGAUGAGCUAUGUGUGCAUGCUGGAUGUGUGUAUGAGGACAGGAGGUGCUCUGCAGCUGUCUGAGGCUCAGAGUCCAGCCUGCGGAGGAGCUGGAAAAGUGACCAUGAUCCCCGCGCUGCUGCUGCUGCUGCUCUGGAUCCUGGGCGGAUGGGGCAGGAUGGCUGGCCCCCACCCCAGGCUCAGACUGUCCUUCCAAGAGUUAAAAGCGCGCCACGGGCUGCGCACCUAUGGGCUGGAGCGCUCCUGCUGCUACGAGGCGCUGCUCCUGGACGAGGAGCGGGGCCGGCUCUUCGUCGGCGGCAAGAACCACCUGGCCUCCCUGAGCCUGGACAACAUCAGCAAGCAGGACAAGAAGAUCUACUGGCCAGCGCCUGUGGAGUGGAGGGAGGAAUGCAACUGGGCCGGCAAAGACAUCAACGCCGAGUGUAUGAACUUCAUCAAGAUCCUGCACCUGUACAACCGCACCCACCUAUACGCCUGCGGCACGGGCGCCUUCCACCCCACCUGCGCCUUCGUGGAGGUCGGCCAGCGCAUGGAGGAGCCCGUCUUUAAGCUGGACCCUGCAGCCAUGGAGGACGGCAAAGGGAAGAGCCCGUACGACCCGCGGCACGUGGCUGCCUCAGUGCUCGUGGGGGAGGAGCUGUAUUCCGGGGUGGCCACCGACCUGAUGGGCCGCGACUUCACCAUCUUCCGCAGCCUGGGGCUGCGCCCGUCCAUCCGUACCGAGCAGCACGACUCCCGCUGGCUCAAUGAGCCCAAGUUCGUGGACGUAUUCUGGAUCCCGGAGAGCGAGAACUCGGACGACGACAAGAUCUACUUCUUCUUCCGCGAGACGGCGGUGGAGGGGCAGCAGGGGCUGGGCAAGGCCAGCUUUGCCCGCAUCGGCCAGAUCUGCAGGAACGACCUGGGUGGGCAGCGGAGCCUGGUGAACAAGUGGACAACGUUCCUGAAGGCCAGGCUAGUGUGUUCGGUGCCAGGCAGCGACGGGGGCGACACCUUCUUCGACGAGCUCCGUGAUGUCUUCCUGCUGAGGACGAGGGACACACGGAACCCCCUGCUCUACGCCGUCUUCUCCACCUCCAGCUCGGUGUUUAGGGGCUCCGCCGUCUGCCUGUACAACAUGCACGACAUCCGCCGAGCCUUCCUGGGGCCCUUCGCUCACAAGGAGGGGCCCAACUACCAGUGGGUGUCGUACCAGGGCCGUGUGCCCUACCCUCGCCCGGGCAUGUGCCCCAGCAAAACCUUUGGCACCUUCAGCUCCACCAAGGAUUUCCCCGACGACGUGAUCCAGUUCGCCCGCAACCACCCACUCAUGGCCAACCCCGUGUUGCCACACAACCAGCGGCCCGUUUUCCUGCAGACCAGCGGGGACUACACCUUCACCCGCAUCGCCGUGGACCGGGUGACGGCCGCCGACGGGCACUACGACGUCCUCUUCAUUGGCACAGACGUUGGCACAGUGCUGAAGGUGGUCUCGGUGCCCAAGGAGAGCUGGCAGAACAUGGAGGAGCUGCUGCUGGAGGAGCUGCAGGUGUUUAAGGAUUCGUCCCCCAUCACCAGCAUGCAGAUCUCGUCCAAGCGGCAACAACUCUACGUGGGCUCCCCGACGUCCCUCUCCCAGCUGCCCCUGCACCGCUGCGGGAUCUACGGCAAGGGCUGUGCUGAGUGCUGCCUGGCCAGAGACCCCUACUGCGCCUGGAACGGCACCAGCUGCACCCGCUACAUGCCCAACACCAAGAGGCGUUUUCGACGACAGGACGUCCGGAACGGCGACCCCAACACACUGUGCUCUGGAGAUCCCCACCAGAGCAGCGUGCCGGAGAAGAAGCUGUACGGGGUGGAGGGCAGCAGUGCCUUCCUGGAGUGCGUGCCCAAGUCCCUGCAGGCCCGGGUGCUGUGGACCUACCAGAAAGCCAGCGACACCCCGAGGAAGGAGGUGCAGCUGGACGAGCGGGUGCUGCUGACGGAGCGGGGCAUCCUCCUCCUCCGUAGCGUGGCGCGCAAGGAUGCUGGGCUUUACCACUGCCAGGCCACGGAGCACGGCUUCACCCAGACCCUCCUGCGCCUCUCGCUGGAGGUGAUCGGCGCCCGGGAGGAGGCACCCGCCGAGCCAGCCAGCAGCAAGCUGUGGUACCAGGACUUCCUGCAGCUGGUGGACCACCCCAAUCUCAGCGCCAUGGAUCAGGUCUGCCAGCAGUUGUGGGGCCGCACAAGCCACCAGCCCAAGAAGAAGCCGCCCCGGCCUCCCCCGCUGAGCAUCCAGGCCAAGCCCCACAAGUGGAAGCAUGUGGAGGAGACGCGGAAAGCCCGCAAACGGCGCACACACGAGCUGCCCCGCGCUGAGAGAGGACCCCGCAGCGCUGCCGCCUGGUGA
Emys orbicularis (European pond turtle) is the source of this 2385-nucleotide messenger RNA. It is a transcript of the gene SEMA3B, whose product is annotated as semaphorin 3B. The transcript has 18 exons. The record is from RefSeq and is a predicted model, not a curated record. Gene Ontology annotation, cellular component: plasma membrane. Gene Ontology annotation, molecular function: semaphorin receptor binding; chemorepellent activity. Bases 1 to 2385 code for a protein of 794 amino acids. Gene Ontology annotation, biological process: axon guidance; positive regulation of cell migration; negative regulation of axon extension involved in axon guidance. Lineage: Eukaryota; Metazoa; Chordata; Testudines; Emydidae.